Messenger RNA from Zingiber officinale, 3074 nucleotides. Its product is annotated as nucleolin-like. Bases 147 to 2471 code for a protein of 774 amino acids. Gene Ontology annotation, molecular function: mRNA binding. The record is from RefSeq and is a predicted model, not a curated record. The transcript is spliced from 12 exons. Lineage: Eukaryota; Viridiplantae; Streptophyta; Magnoliopsida; Zingiberales; Zingiberaceae. Gene Ontology annotation, cellular component: nucleus.
CUGAGGAUUUUAGUUGCCCUAGCCCCUCAGGUACCAGUUUAAGAUCUCGAAGCGCGAGCCACCGCGAGCGUGAAUUAGGGUUCGUGACGGAUUUGCCGGCGCUUCGCUCCGAGAAGUGUUUCUAGGGUUUAGAUCUCGCAGGUAAGAUGCCUCCUCGGUCGGCUAAGAAGACGGCAGGGCAGAGGAAGACGGCGGCUAGGACUUUCAGGGCGGCGCUUAAAGCUCAGACCGAGGCGGAGGUUGUGGAGGAGCCCACCGAGGUGGAAGAGGUCCCGCCUUCCGUCGAGGAGGUGAAGGAAGAGACCAAGGUAGAGGCUGUCGUCGUCAGGGAUAAGAUGUUCGAUCUUAAUUCCAGUGAUAUUGGCCGUGACUCCGUCGAUGUUGAAUAUGAAGAGGUUGUCAAGGAGGUUUACUUGGAAGAAGAAAAUGGUGAAAGGUUAGAGUUAGAGGACAAUGAGGUGGAGUAUGAACAUGAAGAAGAUACUGCUGUAGAUUAUGAUGAGAAGUAUGUUGAGAAUGAAGUACAAGAAGAUUAUGUUGAUGGAGAGGGUGAAGAAGGUGAUGUAAUUGAAGAGGUGGAAAUUGAUAUGGUUGAUGAAGAAAUCGUGGAUGAUAGAGAUCACUUAGAAGGUGAGGAAGAUGAAAAUGUUGAGGGAGAGCAUAUGCUUAAUGCUGAGGAAGAAGAACAACACAAAGUAGUUGAAGAACAUAGAAAAAGAAAGGAGUUUGAAAUAUUUGUUGGUGGCCUAGAUAAAGAUGCUAAUGAAGAUGACCUCAAGAGAGUUUUUUCUCAAGUGGGAGAGGUCACUGAGGUUCGGUUAAUGAUGAAUCCAUUGACAAAGAAGAACAAAGGAUUUGCAUUUUUGCGUUUCGCAACUGUAGAGCAGGCAAAGCGUGCUGUGUCAGAUCUCAAGACUCCUGUGGUACGCGGUAAGCAAUGUGGAGUUGCUCCAAGUCAAGACAGUGAUACACUGUUUGUGGGUAAUAUUUGCAAAUCUUGGACAAAGGAACAUUUUAAGGAAAAACUUAAAAGCUAUGGAGUUGAGAAUGUAGAAGAUGUGACCCUUGUUGAGGAUACUAAUAAUGCGGGAAUGAAUCGUGGUUUUGCCUUCCUGGAGUUCUCAUCACGUACUGAAGCAAUGGAUGCUUACAAGAUCUUGCAGAAGAGAGAUGUAGUGUUUGGUGUUGAUAGGACCGCUAAGAUCGCCUUUGCAGAUUCUUUCAUUGAUCCAGAUGAUGAAAUUAUGGCCCAGGUUAAAACUGUUUUCAUUGAUGGCUUACCUGCUAUGUGGGAUGAGGAUCGGGUUAGGGAUUGCCUCAAGAAAUAUGGUGUAAUUGAGAAAGUUGAGCUUGCUCGUAAUAUGCCAGCUGCCAAAAGGAAAGAUUUUGGAUUUGUUACUUUUGACACUCAUGAUAAUGCUGUUGUAUGUGCUGAUGGUAUUAACAAUACGGAACUAGGGGAAGGUCAUAGCAAGGUCAAAGUUAGGGCUAGAUUGUCUAGGCCACAUCAAAGAGGAAGAGUGAAACGCAGUCUUCAUGGAACUUUUAGGCCUAGCCGGGACGCUCCACGAAGUGGCCGUGCAUCAUAUCACCGGCCUCCACCUACUAGGUUUUCAAGUUAUGCCUAUAGACCAGUUGGUGCUCGUGGUGUGUCUAGUAGCAGUCGCGGUAUGAAGAAGCCUCUUGGACAUAGGGAUAGACACCCUGAGAUGAUAAUGGCAGAGCGGGUAAGGCGUUUGCCUCCACCAGAGAGGUCCUAUCAGAGAAGGCCACCUGCACCUGUUGAUACAUAUCCAAGAAUUAGUGACAGGAGGGACUAUGUGAGACGUGAUGACCUACCACCUCCUAGAAGCCGACCUGUUCCAGAGUAUGGUUCCCGAGUGCCCAUCGAGAGAGUUCCAUCUUAUCGAGAUGAUUACUCCUUUCGAGGGCCUGGUUACUCUGAAUUGCCACCACGUAGUGCCUCUCGUCCUAGUGACAGGAGGGUUUACAUUGAUGAUGAUUAUGAGAGGAAACUUGAACGCCCCCUCACAUAUCGAGAAGGCCGUAGCCGAGAUUAUGUUUCAGUUUCUGGGUCAAAACGUCCUUACUCAGAAAUGGAUGAUCCUCGUUAUGCUGAUAUAAGCAUACGCCAGCCAAGGGCUCGCUUGGAUUAUGCUGUUAGUGGUACUGGAGCUCAGUAUGGACAUGCUUAUAGUGAUAGGCUUGGUCAAGAGAAUGUUGGAUAUGGUAGUACCCGAGGUUCUCUUUCUGGUCACGAUACCUUGUAUGGGACUCGUCAGGGAAUGACUUAUGCGCGGGGUUCAACUAGCAGUAGUGCAGGUGGAGUAUACUCAUCAAGCUUCGGCAGUGGCUAUUUGUCACGUGGAUCUGAUGGUGGUGGUGGUUCAGCUUCAUCAUCUUUCAUUUCUGGGCGUAGUUUGAGUAGCCGUGGAUAUGCUGGCAGCGGUGGAUCUAGUUCAUACUAUUAAGGAACUUUUCUGGCUUGGAUAUUACAUUUUUUAGCACCACUUGGUUUGUGUUCAGUUAUCAUGCAUAGAUUUAUCUCCAGAUCUGACAGUAAUGAAGGCUGGUGCAGGCUGUGGAUUCUAGGAAGCUUCUCUAUGCGUUGCCUGCAUGUCAGGAAAGAUGGCCUAACACUGAGCACGCGUAGCCUGUUUUCCUGCUGUUUUUGUGAGAGAACUUGGUGAAAUCAAAUUAAGAAGCAGCAAGCUGUAAGGUGUGGUCUGACCAGUUAUUUGAACUCGAACCUUUAAUUAGUGUUAUUCAAUGUAAGGGAAUUUUAACAUACUGAGUGACAAUAUGGAACAUCGAGAAAUGAUGUGCUAUGUAUGAAGCAUGUUGUUUUCAGCUUUGAGAGUGUUGGAUGGAGAAAGAUUUUAGCAGUUAUGUUUUAAUUGAGCAGUGUUAAGUGGUAUUCUAAAGGUGAAGUGCUUCUGGAUGCUUCAGUUUGGAUUAAGCAUUUGAGAUUAAACACCUUGAAGUAUAUCAUUUUUAAGCAUUGCUUGAAGGAUAUUCUGGUUAUGAGUUAUACUCGAGGAUUUGGUAUUGUAAAUUGAGAAAGCUUCCGAAUU